Penaeus chinensis is the source of this 678-nucleotide messenger RNA. RefSeq lists its product as uncharacterized. The record is from RefSeq and is a predicted model, not a curated record. Lineage: Eukaryota; Metazoa; Arthropoda; Malacostraca; Decapoda; Penaeidae. The transcript has 3 exons. The coding region runs from base 1 to 678 and encodes 225 amino acids.
AUGACAAGUAGCUCAGACGCGGAGACAGGUUCCAUGAAGAAAGACGUUCGGAACGGAGAGCAGCAAACCAGAAAAAAGUUCAUUACAAGCGUGGCAGUGAUAAAGGAUGGCACUGGCAGAAUACUGACUGAUGAGGAAAAUAUGAAGAAAUGGUGGGAGGAGUAUUUUCGUGAGCUACUUAAUACUGAAAAUGAGAAAAAGCCACUAGAUGCAAUCGAUGCGGUUGGAGGACCUGUCCAAAACAUCUCCACAGAAGAGAUAGUGGCAGUGAUAAAAGAUAUGAAGAACAACAAAGCUCCAGGACCAUCGGAGAUUACAGCUGAACAUCUCAAAAAUCUAGAUGAAGAAGGGAAGUCAUGUAUUGGUAUCUACGGAAAGAAGGGAACACCGGAGAAGCUGGUAAGGCUAGUAGAAGCAACAUACAGGAAUGCUGCUACCAAGAUUGUGACACAACAAGGAGACUAUGAUGAAUUUGAAAUUACAGUUGGAGUCCAUCAAGGUUCGUCACUAAGCCCCUUUUUAUUCAUCAACAUCAUGGAUACCUUGCUAGAAGAUGUGAGAACCAACAUAGCCUGGGAACUACUAGUCGCGGAUAACGUUGCAUUAAUCUCUAAUACAGAAGAAGAACUACAGCAAAAAUUAAAAUUUGGCAGACUAAACUACAAGAUGGAGGCCUGA